Molecule: messenger RNA, 3795 nt
Organism: Aspergillus glaucus CBS 516.65
Lineage: Eukaryota; Fungi; Ascomycota; Eurotiomycetes; Eurotiales; Aspergillaceae
Gene: sec31
Product: putative protein transport protein (SEC31)
Exons: 6
Coding region: 1-3795 (1264 amino acids)
Biological process (GO): endoplasmic reticulum organization; intracellular protein transport; COPII-coated vesicle cargo loading
Cellular component (GO): COPII vesicle coat; endoplasmic reticulum exit site
Molecular function (GO): structural molecule activity; protein binding
Source: RefSeq, a predicted model, not a curated record
AUGGUACGUCUGAGGGACAUUCCCCGGACGGCCACCUUUGCUUGGUCUCCCGGCGCGGCCUCGCCAUUGGUUGCUACCGGUACUCGGGCCGGCGCUGUCGACGUUAAUUUCUCGAACGAAACAUGCCUGGAGCUGUGGGAUCUCGGGUUGGGUCGUCAGGACGGCGAGGAACUGCAGCCGGUGGGCAAGAUUAGCACAGACUCGGGUUUCAACGACCUCGCAUGGACCGAAUCCGAAGAUAACUCGCGGGGUGUGAUUGCUGGUGCUCUGGAGAAUGGCUCGUUGGAUCUGUGGGAUGCUGAUAAGCUGCUCAACGGCGCAAGUGACCCCGUGAUCUCGAGAACAACCAAGCACUCGGGAGCCAUCAAGGCGCUCCAAUUCAACCCCAAACACCCCAACCUUCUCGCAACCGGAGGCGCAAAUGGAGAACUUUAUAUUUCCGAUCUCAACAAUAUGGAAAGCUCGUUCCGACUGGGAAGUGCCGCUGCCCGUGCCGAUGAUAUCGAAUGCUUGGAUUGGAAUAAGAAGGUCGCGCAUAUUCUGGUCACUGGUAGCAGUUCAGGUUUUGUGACCGUGUGGGAUGUCAAGACAAAGAGAGAGACUUUGACCCUCAACAAUGUGGGACGGAAAGCGGUCAGCUCCGUGGCUUGGGACCCCGAAAAGCCCACGAGACUCGUUACUGCUACGCUGGACGAUCAAAUGAUUCAUGUCUGGGAUCUCCGCAAUUCCCAUGCUCCAGAAAGGAGUCUCAGAGGCCACGAAGCUGGCGUCCUGUCGCUUUCGUGGUGUAAUCAGGACCGCGACCUGCUCCUCUCCUCCGGCAAGGAUAACCGCACGCUCUGCUGGAACCCGCAAACCAGCGAAGCCUACGGAGAAUUUCCCGUGGUCACCAACUGGACCUUCCAGACUCGCUGGAACCCUCACAACCCCAAUUUCUUCGCCACCGCCUCAUUCGAUGGUAAAAUCUCGGUCCAGACUAUUCAGAACACCCGCACCGAAACCGUGGAGGCCAUUGCCGAUCAGAACCAGGCCCUUGACGGUGAAGACUUCUUCGCGAGGGCACAGACUCAGCCGCAAGUGUCCAACUUCUCGCUUCCGAAGGCCCCCAAGUGGCUUGAGAGACCAUGCGGUGCCUCUUUCGGUUUCGGUGGCCGCGUCGUUUCCAUUGGAUUGGCUGAGAAGGGCAAGCGCGGAUCGAAUAUCAAGAUUACCCCGUUCGAAGUCGACGAAUCCGUUGGAAAGGCUACCGAGACCUUCGAGACUGCUCUCAAGGAGGGUGAUCUCCGCAGCAUUUGCGAAACUAGGGCUACGGAUGCGGCCAGUGAGGAGGACAAGUCUGACUGGAAGGUCAUUGAAGCUUUGAUUUCAGAGAACCCCAAGAAGGGCAUUAUCGAAUACCUUGGCUUCCAGGACCAAUCCGCCGAUGAGGCUGCCGAGAGUCUGGCUAAGCUUGGAUUGGACAAGGAGGAAGAAACCAAUGGCGAAGAGAAGAAGGAGCCGGAGAAAGAACUAGAGAAGGAAAAGCAAUCCCGCGGGCCGGGAGCGAAGAAGCACAAGCGCCUGCAAUCGAUGUUCAAUGAUACAACCCCGGAAGCUGAUGCCUUCCUAUCGGACAUCGCAGCGUCCAAGGAAGCCAAGAUCAACAAUCCAUUCCAGAUCUUCAACGGCUCCGAAUCUGAUGCGGAGAAGGGAAUCACCAGGGCUCUUCUUUUGGGAGACUUUGAGAGGGCUGUUGACGUCGCUCUCAAGGAGGACCGUUUGUCCGACGCUUUCAUGAUUGCCAUCUGUGGCGGCCCUAAGUGUGUCGAGAAGGCCCAAGAGCACUACUUCUCGAAGCAAACCGACGGCCCGAACUACAUUCGCUUGCUUGCGUCGAUCGUUGGAAAGAACCUCUGGGAUGUUGUGCACAACGCUGACCUGUCCAACUGGAAGGAGGUCAUGGCUGCUCUCUGCACCUUCGCUGACGAGAAGGAGUUUGCCGACCUCUGCGAGGCUCUCGGUGACCGUUUGGAAGACCAGAUUCGCGCAUCGGAUGACAAGGUUGCCCGCAAGGAUGCUUCUCUCUGUUUCUUGGUUGGCUCUAAGCUGGAGAAGGUGGUCGGCAUCUGGACGGAAGAGCUCCGCGAGAACGAGCAGAAGGGUCUUGAAACCGCGACUGACAGUUCUUCCUUCUCCGUCCACGUUCGUGCUCUCCAGGGGUUGAUUGAGAAGGUGACUAUCUUCCGCCAGGUCACUAACUUCCAGGACACGGAGCGGGCCAAGGAGGCAGACUGGAAGCUCGGCAACUUGUACGACAAGUACAUCGAAUACGCGGAUGUCGUUGCUACGCAUGGACGACUUCAAAUCGCGCAGCAGUACCUUGAUCUCGUGCCGGUGAAGCACCCCGAGGCUGAGAUCGCCCGCAGCCGCAUCCAGUUGGCGAUGAGACAGGCCGCUCCUAAGCGGGGCCAGGCAACUACUGCUCCUGCUACCAGGGCACAGGCUACCAGACCUCUUCCUCCUCAGCCUGCCGCGUUCCAACCUCCGACGAGCUUCACUCCGGCUGCUGCCCCUCAGAACCCUUAUGUUCAAACUACAGCAGCCACCCCCUAUACCCCGGCUGCGGCUGUGAACCUUUAUGCUCCAACUGCGGCGGUGACACCUCAACCCUCCUCGAACCCUUACACUCCCGCUGGCGCUGGCAGCUAUGCUCCCACUGGGUACCAACCUACUGCGCCGUUAGCAUUUGGUGCACCCCCAGGUGCCUCCGUUCCUCCUCCCCCUCGUGCGUCGUCUAGUCAAUCGCCUGCGAAUGUCUCCACUUACACCACUGCUACCAACCUCCCCGCAUGGAACGACUUGCCAGAUGACUUUAUGAAGUCGUCGCGCCGUGCAACCCCUGCAGCCAGUGGUCGUGCUGUCGGUUCACCCUUCCCGAACCAGUCGCCAACCCUCACCCAGGGUCCUCCCCCAGUUGGACCUCCGACUGCUCAGCGGCCGCCUUCGGUGCCUCCGCCGCCAAAGGGCCCUGCUCCUCCUCCGCGCAUGAUGUCGCCGCCCUCGGCUGUGCCUCCACCUUCAAUGGUGCCUGGCCCUACUCCUGCGAACCCCUACGCUUCCUUACCCCAGUCUCCCCAGCUUGCAAACCCCAUGGGUGCACCGGGGCCAAUUCCUCGCGGGGCUUCGCCUUACAACCCUCCGCCGUCCAUGCCGCCGCCAACGAACAGGUAUGCUCCGAGCCCGGCGGCCCAGAGCCCACAGCUUCAAAGCCGAGUUCCGGUUCCUCCUCCGGCUCAAGCCGUGCCUUCGCCAUACGCACCUCAACAGCCCCCUGUGGCAAGCAGUCCUUACGCACCAACUCCAUCUGCAGCUGUUCCCCCGCCGCCAAUGCAGCAGACCCCUCAAGGCCCUGGUUCCCGGCCCAGCACCGCAUCGUCGCAGAAGCGGGCCACCCCGGCACCUCCCAAGUACCCACCGGGUGACCGCUCCCACAUCCCCGCGGACGCCUUGCCCGUCUACGAGAUCCUCUCCGCAGACAUGCAGCGCGUCAGGGGCCGCGCUCCAUCUUCCUUCAAGGCACAGGUCGACGACGCUGAGCGCCGGUUGAACAUUCUCUUCGACCACCUCAACAACGAAGACCUGCUCAAGCCGAACACCAUCGCAGACAUGACGCAGCUGGCACAGGCUAUUCAGGCUCGCGACUACGAGACCGCCCGGACGAUCCAUGUUGAGAUCAUGGCCAACAGGAUGGAGGAGUGCGGUAACUGGAUGGUUGGUGUGAAGCGCCUCAUUAGCAUGAGUCGGGCUACCCCUUAA